AUGAAAUCCACAUUUUUCUUCUUUAUCCUUCUUGCAACAUUAUGUACGGUACUGGUGCCAAUUAACGCCGCAAAAGUUGCCUAUGCAUAUUUUAACCAUAAUGUCACAGGACGCUAUACAUUCAUUUGGAAUGAAGAUGUCAUGGAAAUCGUAAUUGAAAUUAAAGAUGGUUUAAAAUAUG
Molecule: messenger RNA, 181 nt
Organism: Funneliformis caledonium
Lineage: Eukaryota; Fungi; Glomeromycota; Glomeromycetes; Glomerales; Glomeraceae
Source: the annotation of a GenBank genome assembly